AGGGGACGGACAGGAGGGCGGCAGAGAAGGCCAGCGGGCAGGCGGAGAGAUGGCGACCGGUGCAGACGUGCGGGACAUCCUGGAGCUGGGCGGUGUAGAGUCGGAGAACACGGGCACCAUCAACAAAAAGGAUAUCAUCAACUCGGAUAAGAAAAAAUCCAAGAAAUCUUCAGAGACAUUGACAUUCAAGAGGCCGGAAGGAAUGCACCGAGAAGUUUAUGCGCUCCUCUACUCUGACAAAAAGGAUGCACCUCCGCUGCUGCCAAGUGAUACAACUCAGGGUUAUCGAACAGUCAAGGCAAAACUGGGGUCCAAGAAAGUCCGACCUUGGAAGUGGAUGCCUUUCACCAACCCAGCAAGAAAAGAUGGCGCAAUGUUCUACCACUGGAGGAGAGCAGCAGAGGAAGGGAAGGACUACCCUUUUGCCAGGUUCAAUAAAACAGUCCAGGUACCUGUGUACUCGGAGCAGGAGUACCAGAUGUAUCUCCAUGAUGAUGCGUGGACCAAAGCUGAGACAGACCACCUCUUUGACCUGGCUCGGCGUUUUGAUCUGCGCUUUGUGGUGAUUCAUGACCGCUACGAUCACCAGCAGUUCAAGAAAAGAUCAGUGGAGGACCUGAAGGAACGAUAUUAUCACAUCUGUGCCAAGCUGGCUAAUAUUCGUGCGGCUCCAGGCACAGACCUGAAAAUCCCAGUCUUCGAUGCUGGCCAUGAGAGGCGGAGGAAGGAACAGCUGGAGAGGCUGUACAAUAGGACACCAGAGCAGGUGGCAGAAGAAGAAUACCUCAUCCAGGAGCUCCGCAAAAUCGAAACCAGGAAGAAAGAGAGAGAAAAGAGAACCCAAGACCUGCAGAAGCUCAUCACAGCUGCUGACACCACCACUGAGCAGAGACGUGCCGAGCGCAAGGCUCCCAAGAAGAAGCUGCCACAGAAGAAGGAGACAGAGAAACCUGCUGUUCCUGAGACUGCUGGAAUCAAGUUUCCUGACUUCAAAUCUGCAGGUGUCACGCUGCGAAGCCAGAGGAUGAAACUGCCAAGCUCGGUGGGACAGAAGAAGAUUAAAGCCCUGGAGCAGAUGCUGAUGGAACUCGGAGUAGAUCUCAACCCUAUGCCCACAGAGGAGAUCGUGCAGAUGUUCAACGAGCUGCGGAGCGACCUGGUGCUGCUGUACGAGCUGAAGCAAGCCUUUGCCAACUGCGAAUAUGAGCUACAGAUGUUACGGCACCGCUAUGAGGCCCUGGCCAAAGCUGGUAGUAUUGGGCCCCUCAGUACGGAAGGCACCCAUCCAGACGGCCAGGCAGGGCUUGGCAUCGAGGAGGGCAAGGGAGAUGCCAAGGACCAGAUCAUUGAUGUAGUAGGAGCACCACUGACCCCCAACUCGAGAAAGCGAAGGGAGUCAGCCCCCAGCUCCUCCUCUGUCAAGGUGCAGAAGCCGUGA
Molecule: messenger RNA, 1438 nt
Organism: Cariama cristata (Red-legged seriema)
Lineage: Eukaryota; Metazoa; Chordata; Aves; Cariamiformes; Cariamidae
Gene: DMAP1
Product: DNA methyltransferase 1 associated protein 1
Exons: 10
Coding region: 50-1438 (462 amino acids)
Biological process (GO): DNA repair; chromatin remodeling; negative regulation of transcription by RNA polymerase II
Cellular component (GO): NuA4 histone acetyltransferase complex; nucleus; Swr1 complex
Molecular function (GO): transcription corepressor activity
Source: RefSeq, a predicted model, not a curated record